Danio aesculapii is the source of this 1618-nucleotide messenger RNA. RefSeq names its product procathepsin L-like. Gene Ontology annotation, biological process: immune response. Gene Ontology annotation, molecular function: cysteine-type endopeptidase activity. The record is from RefSeq and is a predicted model, not a curated record. Gene Ontology annotation, cellular component: lysosome. The coding region runs from base 4 to 1014 and encodes 336 amino acids. The transcript is spliced from 7 exons. NCBI's taxonomy places the organism in Eukaryota, Metazoa, Chordata, Actinopteri, Cypriniformes, Danionidae.
AAGAUGAUGUUUGCUUUGCUCAUCACACUGUGCAUAAGUGCAGUCUUUGCUGCUCCAACUGUAGACAUGCAGUUAGAUGACCACUGGGACUCCUGGAAGAGCCAGCAUGGACGAAUCUAUCAUGAGGAUGUAGAGGUUGGGAGGAGAAUGAUUUGGGAGGAGAAUUUGAGAAAAAUUGAGCUACACAACUUUGAGUACUCCAUGGGAAACCACACAUUUAAACUGGGAAUGAAUCAAUUUGGUGACAUGACAAAUGAGGAAUUCAGACAGGCAAUGAAUGGUUAUAAGCAGGACCCAGACCGGAAGUCAAAGGGUGCAUUGUUCAUGGAACCCAGCUUUUUUGCAGCCCCUCAACAGAUUGACUGGAGACAGAGGGGCUAUGUUACUCCUGUAAAAGACCAGAAACAAUGUGGAUCUUGCUGGUCUUUCAGUUCAACGGGUGCCUUGGAGGGUCAGCUCUUCCGUAAAACUGGAAAGCUGGUUUCUCUGAGUGAGCAAAACUUGGUGGACUGUUCCAGACCACAGGGCAAUCAAGGCUGUAAUGGAGGCCUCAUGGACCAGGCCUUUCUGUAUGUUAAAGAGAACAACGGGCUGGAUUCUGAGCAGUCGUACCCUUAUCUUGCAAGGGAUGAUCUGCCAUGCCGGUAUGACCCCCGUUUUAAUGUCGCUAAAGACACUGGAUUCGUGGACAUCCCCAGUGGUAACGAGCUUGCUCUGAUGAAUGCUGUUGCUGCUGUGGGUCCUGUAUCUGUUGCUAUUGAUGCAGGACAUCAAUCCAUACAGUUCUAUCAGUCUGGCAUCUAUUAUGAGAAGGCAUGCAGCAGUAGUCAACUUGAUCAUGGAGUCUUGGUGGUUGGCUAUGGUUAUGAGGGUGCUGAUGUUGCUGGUAGAAGAUACUGGAUUGUGAAGAACAGCUGGACUGACAAAUGGGGUGACAAAGGCUACAUCUACAUGGCUAAAGACAAAAACAAUCACUGUGGCAUUGCAACAUCUGCCAGCUAUCCCCUAAUGUAAGGCCACUGGAGCCUUCUCUGCAUUCUGAAAUUGACAGUUUAUGGUUUCUCUUUAUUUUAAUGUAUUUUUCAUUCUUCUAUUUUAUCAAAUUGUAUUGCAGUUAAGGCUGUGAUAUGUAGUAGUCUUUUAGGGAAAUCCAUUCUUUUUGUUUCAUAAUGUCUCGUAGUUUUAGUUCAGAACUCUGCAAAUCUAUCUGCAGCAAGUGCCUUCUAUUGACCUUAUUCUUCAAUGCGGAGGUGAGCUUGUUUUUGCGAUUGUUUUAGAACUUCAGAUUUAGUCGCCUAUGGGAGAAAUGACUUGGAACAAUUAACAUCAGAAAACGGUCAAACUACUUGCUCUACAAACAAGUGUUUGCAUGACUAUACAGACCAAGUAGAAUACUAUAGUAAUAAAAUAUAAGUUUGCAACAUAAAGUAGUAUAAUGGGCUGUUUUAACGGCUAAAAAUGAAUGGAAGUGAAUGACACCGUAAGUCUCGAGCCAAAAAGAUUCAAAUAGCUGCUCCCGCUCAUACGUGAAGAAUAAAGUUAAGUUAUCUUCGAGGGAUAUAAUCUAGAAGACACCUUUUGUUGGUCAGUGAACCAUUUUAUAUUGUGAUCCAAAUCA